Messenger RNA from Thamnophis sirtalis, 656 nucleotides. The record is from RefSeq and is a predicted model, not a curated record. NCBI's taxonomy places the organism in Eukaryota, Metazoa, Chordata, Lepidosauria, Squamata, Natricidae.
UCCCCGGGCAUGGCUGGGACUUGCUGGCAGGGCGGCCGCUUCCUCCUGGCGCGGGCGGCGGCGGCGGUGGACGGCGGGGCGAGGAGCCGGGCCUUUUGCCGGCCACCGGGGCCCGAGCCGCCCAGCCCGGAUUCCAAGCCCGGGAAAAGCAGCGGAGCCCCCAAGAUCUACACCAGGACGGGAGACAAAGGGUUCUCCAGCACCUUCACCGGGGAGAGGAGAGCCAAAGAUGACCUGAUCUUCGAGGCUUUGGGGACCCUGGACGAACUGAGCUCGGCUAUAGGCUUAAGUGCUGAAUUUGGCAGCGAAAGAGGCCACGCGUUUGUGGAAGAACUCCACAAGGUCCAGUGCAUGCUGCAAGAUGCCGGCUCUAAUGUGGCAACACCCAUCUCUUCAGCCAGAGAGUCUCACAUAAGUAAGUAGGACUUCUCUAAGAAAGUUGGAAGGUUGGUAAGGAAUUUGCUUUUCAAGCCAGUUUUCCUUGCCUUUUGCUUUCUGCUGAGAGUUGGAAGCCCAGACUUCUCCCAUGGCUGCUUCACUGAUUGCAUCCAUAACCUGUUGAGAUUCAAAGGCUUCCAAGGGUCCCUAAAUGGGGGGAGCUUUUGGAUUUGACACCUUUGAGUCACGCUUGGCAGAUCAAAGCAGGAGAUUCGAAC